AUGCAGCCUAUCAAGAUCUACAAUGGACCUCACGGUCAAGGGCCUAACCCUUGGAAACCCAUCAUUGUAGCUGAAGAGCUCGGUAUACCAUAUGAUAUCGUCUGGAUUCCGUACAGCGAGAUCAAAUCAGAGCCGUACACUUCUCUGAAUCCUAAUGGACGGCUUCCCGCCAUGAUCGACCCGAAUAAGAACGUGACACUCUGGGAGUCUGGCGCCAUCAUCAACUAUCUCAUCGCUACCUACGACAAGGACCUCAAGCUCACGUAUGGAGACGACAGGCUUCAGGAGAAGUGGCAGCUUCAGAGUUGGCUCAUGUUCCAGAUGAGCGGCCAAGGCCCUAUGUUUGGCCAAAAAGUAUGGUUCACGCACAUCCACAUAGAGCAGAACGUACAGACGGCAAUAGACCGCUACGCGGCUGAGGCCAGGCGCAUCAUGGGUGUGGUAAACGAUUCGCUGCGCAAGCAGAGGCAGAAACUGGGCCUAUCUGCCGACGAACCCGUCUGGCUCGUCGGCGACAAGUGUACAUACGCGGACCUCUCGUUUGUGUCAUGGAAUACUCUCCUCGGCACCGCAUUCCCCGGAGGUAGCUUAGAUCUAGAGAAGGAAUUUCCCGAAUAUUACCGCUGGAACGCCAACAUGACGAAACGGCCUGCUACGAAGAAGGUCCUAGAGUUUAGGGAAGAGGGUAUACGAACGAUGAAAGAUACCGCUAGCCAGGUUGUUGAACGGCAGAAGGAUGCUAGGAAACUGCCGACUUAUGAGAAAUCCCUGGGGGUUGACAAUUAG
Messenger RNA from Daldinia childiae, 786 nucleotides. Its product is annotated as Protein URE2. The coding region runs from base 1 to 786 and encodes 261 amino acids. The record is from RefSeq and is a predicted model, not a curated record. NCBI's taxonomy places the organism in Eukaryota, Fungi, Ascomycota, Sordariomycetes, Xylariales, Hypoxylaceae. The transcript has 2 exons.